Messenger RNA from Kwoniella mangroviensis CBS 8507, 750 nucleotides. RefSeq lists its product as uncharacterized. The record is from RefSeq and is a predicted model, not a curated record. NCBI's taxonomy places the organism in Eukaryota, Fungi, Basidiomycota, Tremellomycetes, Tremellales, Cryptococcaceae. Gene Ontology annotation, biological process: fungal-type cell wall polysaccharide metabolic process. Gene Ontology annotation, cellular component: fungal-type cell wall. The transcript has 6 exons. Bases 1 to 750 code for a protein of 249 amino acids.
AUGCGACUGUCUUCCGAGCUUAUCAUCACUCUCCUUCCCAUUUUGGCACUCACACCAUCUUCCGCUGCUCACAGAGCCAAAAGAGGAUGUAAGGCCUCUCAAUCAUCAACAAACGACAUGGGAGCCAACAACCUUUUCGCUGAAGUACCUGUCAGCUCUGCGGACACCGAUGUGACUGGACUGGCAGUGGUCCAGACAUCGAACGUACCCUCCUUGACUGACAAGGUAGUUGGACUCACCGAUUUGCCUGUCUCCACUACCUACCAUGAUGUGCCGACUUCUACCAUGACAGGUCUGUCUGAUGACGCGAUGACGAGUGAUGGUGCCACUGCAAUGGCUAGCGCAGUCAAUUCGACGGACGUGGCUUCGCCUUCGAUUACAGUUACUUCCUCUGAGACUACAAACGGAACUUCAAUUACCGGAAAUAACAGUGGAAAGGCAGGAGUAGGUUGGCCAGUUCAAGAGGUCGACGCAGCGCCGGUCGCUCAAUUCUUCACAUCGGAAUCUACAGUUUCAUGGUGGUUCAACUGGAACAAAAAUUGGAAUCAAGGUGUAAUGACAUCUGAUGGAGUAUCAAUUGAUGGAGAAUUCGUGCCUAUGAUCUUCGGUCCUACGUAUCUGGAUAAUGAAGAUACGUUUCAAGAAGGCUUCACAGAGUUGAUGGGCUACAAUGAGCCUGACCUCAAGUCAACUACGGGCGUCUCGGUCUACCUUGAGCCUGCUCAAGCCGCCGAGACAUGGAAAACAUAG